Knipowitschia caucasica is the source of this 951-nucleotide messenger RNA. Lineage: Eukaryota; Metazoa; Chordata; Actinopteri; Gobiiformes; Gobiidae. The record is from the annotation of a GenBank genome assembly.
AUGGGCAACUGUCAACCUACCAUUGUUCCCUAUGAGGACUUUGAUGUCGUGGCAGAUAUCAAGGCGAUCCGGAAAGCCUGCAAAGGGCUGGGCACGGAUGAGCAGGCGAUCAUUGACAUCCUGGCAUAUCGCAGCUCGGAUCAGAGAAUGCAGAUAAAACAGGCGUACUUUGAGAAAUAUGACGAUGAGCUGGUGGACGUGUUGAAGAGUGAGCUGUCAGGGAGCUUUGAGAAGGCCAUCCUGGCGAUGCUGGACCCGCCUCUGGUCUACGCCGUGAAGGAGCUCCGCAGGGCCAUGAAGGGGGCCGGCACCGACGAGGACGUCCUGGUGGAGAUCCUCUGCACUGCCACCAACGACGACGUUGCCAUGUUUAAAGAAUGCUACAUGCAAGUCCAUGAACGAGAUCUGGAGGCCGACAUAGAGGGCGAUACCAGCGGCGACGUCCUGAACCUUCUGGUGGCCCUCUUACAGGGGAACAGAGACGAGUCGUAUGAAGUGGACGAGGAGCUGGCGGAGCAAGAUGCCACGGCGCUGUUUGAGGCCGGUGAGGAGAGAUUUGGGACGGAUGAGUCCACGUUCAGCUACGUUCUGGCCGUCAGAAACUACCUCCAGCUCCAGGCCACGUUUAAAAUCUAUGAGCAGCUUUCUGGGACUGAGAUUCUGGACGCCAUUGAAAAUGAAACUUCUGGGACUCUGAAGAAAUGCUUCAAAGCUCUUGUGAGAGGAGCUAAGAACCCACAGCUGUAUUUCGCCAGACGAAUUCACGACGCCAUGAAAGGAGCCGGCACCGACGAAGACACUCUCAUCCGCAUCAUCGUGACCCGCUCUGAGUAUGACCUGGAGACCAUCAAAGACAUGUAUUUAGAGAAGUAUGACGUGUCUCUGAAGGACGCUCUGAAGGAUGAGUGUAGCGGCGACUUCAAGCGCCUCCUACUGGCCAUCUGUCACUAA